AACAAGUUCAGUCCGGUGUUAAAACGCGGCCGUCAGCCGUUGAACGUCGCAUCUGAAGUCUCUAAAGUCUUCAGUGCAACCGGAUUAAAACGACAAUAAGAACCCGAUUUAGUAUCGAUUAGACUGGUGUUGGAGGGAACUACUUAGCGCUGUUUCUGCGCUCUGGGUUUUCCACACGGAGGGGUUUGAGCGCCCGGACCGUAAAUACACUGUGUUGUGUCGCUCCUUUUGCUGGGGAAACGAUGAGAAGUACAAGAGGACCAGCCGGGGUCCAAUGACACGCAUUGGCAUCUGCAAAGGAAUAUUAAUAAUAUCAGUAUCCUCCAUAAGACACAAGAGUUGAGAGGCGGACAUGGAGGCGGGUCGGCGGAGCAGCCUGAGCGGGGUCCUGGUGUCCCUGUCCCUGUUUGGUGUGCUUCUGGACAUCCAGCUGGACGGCGUCCUGGGAGCCACGGCGGUUGACAUCGAGCAGCACUUGGAAAUGGGUCGGAAGCUGCUGGCAGCCGGUCAGCUGGCGGAAGCUUUGUCUCACUACCACUCAGCUGUGGAGGGCGACCCCAAGAACUACCUGACCUACUACAAGCGGGCCGCCGUGUUCCUGGCCAUGGGCAUCAAGUCCGCCCUGCCCGACCUCACCAAGGCCAUCCUGCUCAAACCAGACUUCCUGGCUGUAAGUCCCUGCUAGUCCGGGAACAUCCUGCUGAAGCAGGGCAGCUGCCUGGAGGCGCGAGAGGACUUUGAGGCCGUGCUGGAGCGCUCCCCGGACCAGCAGGAGGCGCGGGAGCAGCUGUUGCGGACCAACGAGCUGGAGGAGCUGCAGGAGGAGGCGCACGCCGCCCACCCACGGGGAGACUACGGCAGCAGCAUCAGCGUGCUGGAGCGCGUCAUCGAGAUCUCCCCCUGGGACCCAGAGUCGCGGGAGCUGCGGGCCGACUGCUACAUCCGGCUGGGGGACCCCCAGAAGGCCAUCCAGGACCUGACCCCCACCACGCGGCUCCGCAACGACAACCGGGCUGCCUUCCUCCAGCUGAGCACCCUGCACUACAGCCUGGGGCAGCACGCAGAGUCCCUGGGCCACAUCAGGGACUGCCUGAAGCUAGACCAGGACGAUAAGGAGUGCUUCAGACACUACAAGCAGGUCAAGAAGCUCAGCAAGCAGCUCGACUCGGCCGUCGAACUCAUCCAGGCUGAGAGGUUCGAGGAGGCGAUGGAGAAGUACGAGUCGGUGAUGAAGACGGAGCCCAACGUGGCCUUCUACACCAACCUGGCCAAGGCCCAGAUCUGCUUCUGCCUGGUCAAGCUCAGGGACCCCCAGGAGGCGAUCCACGUGUGUUCAGAGGCCCACCAGCGGGACCCCCGCAACGCCAACGUGCUGCGGGACCGGGCGGAGGCCUUCAUCCUCAACCAGGAGUACGAGAAAGCGGUGGAGGACUACCAGGAAGCGCGGGAGUUCGACACGGACAGCAGUGAGAUCCAGGAAGGCCUGGAGCGAGCCAAGAAGCUGCUGAAGCUCUCCCGCAAGAGAGACUACUACCGAAUCCUGGGGGUCGGCAGGAGUGCGGGUAAGCAGGAGAUCAUCAAGGCCUACAGGAAGCUGGCUCAGCAGUGGCACCCCGACAACUUCCAGUCUGAGACGGAGAAGAAGGAGGCGGAGAAAAGGUUCAUCGACAUCGCCUCGGCCAAAGAAGUGCUCAUAGACCCAGAGAUGCGGCAGAAGUUUGACUCGGGCGAGGACCCCCUGGACCCUGAGAGCCAGCAGGGGGGCGGGGGGGGGCAGGGCUCCCACGGGUGGCCCUUCCACUUCAACCCCUUCGAGUCGGGGGGCAACUACCACUUCAAGUUCCAGCACAACUAGAACCAGGGGCCCGGGGUGGCUGGGGGACCAUGGUGGGGGCCCCGGCGACGUCUGGACGGGACACUGGGGAGAGGGACGGAGGAAGUACUUUAUUUUUUGGGGGGGGGGGGGGGGGGGGGUGGGUGGGAACGGGAGGAACAGCCUGAGCAGUGCUUCACCUCGGACUGGUUUUAUUUGUCGUCUUUUUUUAUUUGUCGCCUUGUUGGGUGGUCGGGUGGUUGGGUGGUCUGAACCUCGACCGUACCGCAGCCCCCCCCCCCCACCCCCGGGGGCCCCAGUGACUCUCUGGUCGACAAGAUGGGGACACCCUGCUUCGGUUACAGUUGGUGGUUUAGUCGAGUCCUUCUGCGAUCAAGUCUCUCCCAGCGUGGAGGUGGGGGAGGCGUUGGCGGCGGUGGCGGUGGGGGAGGCGGUGGCGGCUGGACUCAGCAGCGCUUCCUUCUCCACGCUGUCCUUCUGGGACGGGUGAUUCUCCCGGUGAUUUCUCUGUGCCAUUGGUGAAUCUCUACCAAGAGACUUCUAUUUAGCUUUAGUUUUUUCCCGUUUUCAGUUGCUCACUCUUUGUUCUCGUCUUGGAUGGCUUCUACAUUUUAAACCGACUGAAGCGGAACUUGAAGAUUUUUCAUUUUGUUUUAUAAAGUCUGGUUGAUUCAAGACUUUUAGCAUGUACUACUUUUUUAAUUUUCUUUCCUUUGUCUCUUCAAGCACAUCUUUGUGAACUUGCACUUUUAAAAUAAGAAAAAAACAUUUCUUAAAAACAACCACUCCAGAUUUGGUUAAACCCCAGAAUGUUUACUGUGUUCCCUCCUCCUAAAUUUCCACCAAGAAAACUCCAGUUGUCGUUUGAAAGUCAAAGGAUCAAUAAAGUUACCUUUAAGAGCUUGAACCAUCAAAA
Messenger RNA from Gadus macrocephalus (Pacific cod), 2750 nucleotides. RefSeq names its product DnaJ (Hsp40) homolog, subfamily C, member 3b (gene dnajc3b). The record is from RefSeq and is a predicted model, not a curated record. Gene Ontology annotation, molecular function: misfolded protein binding; protein-folding chaperone binding. Gene Ontology annotation, cellular component: endoplasmic reticulum. Gene Ontology annotation, biological process: protein folding in endoplasmic reticulum. NCBI's taxonomy places the organism in Eukaryota, Metazoa, Chordata, Actinopteri, Gadiformes, Gadidae.